AUGAGUAUUGUACUAAAUAACAAUCUCAGCAUUAACACUCAACAGUUACCAGAUGUAUUAUUCAACGAUUUGGGUCUGUCUACAGUAGAACUAAUGUCCGAUGAGCAAGCUCAACGAGUCUCUGCGGCGUUGACGUCUAAUGAGAACAAAAGUUCUGCUGAAAAUGGCUCCAGUUCUGAAGAAGCUGCAUCUAAAGAAUUGCAAAAGGCAUCUCAUAAAAAGAGACAGAAGGCUAAGAAACUUUUACGAAAAUGGAAGCAAUCUGUGAAACAGAAGUUGCAUAUGACGGAAUACAAUCAAAACGGUAAUUUUUCAAACAACCAAGGAACAGUAACCAGUAUAGGUGAGCUCAAAGAUGCUCUAAGCUGUUAUUACAGGUUUAAAUCAGAUGAAUCAAAAAUUGAGGAAAUGUUUGAAACAAUAAUGUUUAGAAAUAAUACACAGAGCCCGCCAGUUACAAGAGAUCAGGAGCUAAGGGAAUUAGUUCCAUUUGAAAUUAUAGGAGAGCAGAAGCUAAAUGAUUUAAGGAAAAAAUUGGAUGUAUUUAGUAAUUGUUUGUCAGCCCUAGAUGACGAUAAGCCUUGGAAUCAAGCUAGCGGCUUCAAUUCUCCAGUCAUAGACUCCAAGGUGCCACGGUCGGAAAUUGGCGGAUCAGGUUCCCCCCCAGAAUUAGUAUCGGGAAUUUCUACAUUAGACAGCGGAGCUGCAUCUGAGUCGUUGGAGAAGAAUUCAUUCUGCCAGAUACUAAGCGGUGAAGAAUGUGGGAUUAACGGUUCAUCGGAAUCUAUACAGGAAGGAGGUCACGGUUCAGGUAGUUCGAAGACUUCAUCAAUAGUUGAAAAACUAGCGUCCUUUGUAAGAACACCAAAAACUAGCGAGACAAGUCCUAUGGACACUGUCAGAUUGAGUUCCCCACUAGAUAGUGGAUUUGAAGUACAACGUUUAGUGAUCCCCACCUUUAGAAUGAAUGCAGGAAAGAACAUGGAUGUCUCACAUAUAGUUGAAAACCUAAAGAGCGGCACGAUUACUGAGAGAGACUUGCUAUAUUUAGCUUCAAUGUAUACAUCCCAGGAGGUUGGAUUCAUGGACAAAUCAUUCUACGAUGAGCAAGGAAAUGAAGCCGACAACGAAUCAGCAACUUCUGAUGAAUAUGAAAUAGAACACCAAACAAUAGGAACUGAUGAUAAAGAAUGCUGCAAGCAGAUUUCUGCUAAUGAAAACAACGAUUCUGUGAAAUUCGAUAGGUUUUCAUAUUUAGUAAUAUACAAUGCCUCCAAGAAGUGUGAUAGUUCUAGACUCAAAAAGCGCAGUAUUGAAGACUGUGGUGAAAAUAGCCAUCCUCCAGCUCCUGCAGCAGAUUCCGGAUAUGAUGGCGAUGACGAAGCUGUGCACAGCAAUAAUAUUACUGAGUCGGAAGAAUCUCUUCACAAGUCUAUACUAAAGAGUAAGAGCAAUGACAAGGAAUUCCUAGAAUCCCAAAGGGCCGUCAAAUGCGAUAAAGUUAGCGUUGAUGAGUUUUUAGAGUUCUUUGAAAAGUAUGAAAAUGAAAGGCGUGAAGGUGAAUAUGUCUUAAGUUUCGCUCGUGACAAACAAUUAAGCAAUUAUUACUCUAAGGAAUACUUCCCAGAGAUUGGUCGUUUAGAUGUGCCAGUUAAAGCCAGUAAUGAAUUUGCACGUAGCAAAAUGGCUACUGAACAUAACAUUGGACGCGAGUUAAUGGACGUUAAGAAUGAAGUUGGCACAUGUACAUGUGCAGAUUGUUCCAACGACACCAUUGUUGAAGCCAAUUAG
This is a messenger RNA of Eremothecium cymbalariae DBVPG#7215, 1791 nucleotides long. It is a transcript of the gene GIP1, whose product is annotated as protein phosphatase regulator GIP1. The transcript has a single exon. The record is from RefSeq and is a predicted model, not a curated record. NCBI's taxonomy places the organism in Eukaryota, Fungi, Ascomycota, Saccharomycetes, Saccharomycetales, Saccharomycetaceae. The coding region runs from base 1 to 1791 and encodes 596 amino acids.